GGGGACUUGCUAGCAGCACCUCACCGGGUAAGCAACAUGAUGCGUUUACGAGGGUCCACUAAGCUCUACCAUCCUGCUGAUGCGUGGCGGAGCUGCGCCAAGUUUCUCUCUCACAUAUAUCUGCGCCUGUGAGCUCUGAUCAACCGACGGCGUCACCCUCCCAUAGCAGUUUGGUCGUGUACAAGUUGCCUGUUUCCAGCUCGUGUUCUAUACUCUCUCGUAUUUCUGUGCUCAUGGUCAUCACUGCUUUCCAUAUUAUCAAUCCGCACGCCCCAAUAUGACAGAUAAGAAGAAAUACUUCGAUGUUGACGAGUUUCAGCGCUGGUACGAAAUGCAAGGGAAGAACGCCAUGAUACCUCCACGGGCUAACUUCCUCGCGGCGACAAACCACAUCCGGAAUCUUUUCGAUAAGAACAAGUUCACAUGGGGCGUUAUGUGUGGUAUGGAGAUGCUGUGUCUAGGCUAUCGACGUGAGAUGCCAGAUCUGCACAUCGUAUACGACAGCAGAGACUUUUUGCGAAUGAAAGCUAAGCUUAUGGCUGAUCGCCGCUUUCGGGUACCCAGCGACAUGAACUCUCUCUUUCCCACCAAAAUCUUCAUUCAGACGGGGCCCGAGUACAAAGAUACAGGAUGUACCCUGACUACUUUCAUCGAAGUGAACCUCGUUCCACCAGGGGUUUAUGGCACUCCGCCAACCGAUUCCCUUAGCAGUAACCUCGUAAUUCUAGGAUUGAAGACUGAUGGGAAACAAAACACUUACAAAGGCCUGAACAUGCUAUACUUGAUGAAAACAAUGAUAUACUGUUGUAAGGUCCGAGACUUAGCCUGGGACCCCAGAAAAGAUAUCGUGUUUCUAUGUCAAAACUAUGGGGAAGACAUCCAAAACAUCCGGAGCCAUCUCAACCAAAAGGACGUCCAAGAAUAUUUUCUAGGAACGCCCUUCUUCUCACGGCUCGCUCAGACAGAUCAGCGCAGAUGCUAUCUCGUACUUCUUGACAAGGAGCCUCCACCGAUGAUGGCCAUCACCCCUCCAGCUCCGCAGUCUGGUCAUAAGUACUCGGCAUCUACUUCGGAUUUGAUCAGACCUCCUAUCUCGUCGCACAAGUCCUCGCCAUCGCUAAGCAUACAUGUUUCCUCUGAGCAUCUCAGUCUCCCUGUCCCUGGAAGUUUUCACCAACAUGCGCCCUCUAUCUCACAGCCACAAACACAGCCAGAUCAUUCUAUCACUGCAAGAGACUCUCGUUCAAGAUAUCGAAAUAUCAGUGCCCCCAACAGCCGGAACAUAAGUCCUGAAGGCCCUCUGCUUACGAUGAGUAGUAUGCGACCUAAAUCAAUGGAUUCUCGGGCCGCGCAUGAUCAACUCGCUGUGCCGUCGUAUCAGGCUCGAAUCACGAAUAUGCAGAGUGUGGUAAGCUCAAGACCACAGGCAGUUUCAAGCUUCUGUCCUGUUCCCAUGGUCGCUGAGGCGCGGAAGUCCAUGCCCAACCUAAAUGCGUUGUUCAGGGAUACAAUGCCCUCGUAUGCCAUCACUCAGACGCCCUUCGCGGAUGGACGUACCAUUCCGUAUCAGCAGCAGCAGUAUCCCAACAUGCAGCCAGUCAGUACGUUCGAAGCAACAGGGUCUCAGAACCCAGGACAAGAGCAUCUGAAGUCGCAACUUGGAUUUUCAAGUAAUACCGGGUAUGGACACAUGGGCCCUCCAGUACCGAUUACGGUCAACCCGAAACGCCCACAAGCAAGGGCUUCAUCCCAUGGAUCACAUCUGGAUAGAAUGUCACAAUCUGAGACCUCUAUUCCCGUGUUGGGUGAGCCCAAGAUCGGCGAACUUGAUCUUGUCAGACCUGAGGGUGCGGAUGUCUCCUCUACAGAGUCUGCUGGAGAGUCAAAAGAGCUACAAGCUAAGAAGGCCCUUGCAACUGACGUUGAGGGAUUCCAUCUAGCUGCUCAUGCAGCAAGCUCAGAGGCCCAUCCUGAGCACGACGUUUCAGUGAUUCCACGGCCUCUCUUCGCCCCAAAGCAUUCACUACCCGUUGCCGAGCUCGACACAACACCUCGUUCGAAAAACCUCAUCGCAGAGUUGCCAGCCGAGGAAAUCGAGUCAAAGAACAUUGUCCCGACACCCCCAAUGUCAACACACAAGCUCUCCGAGUCCACGAUAUUCCCACGAGCAGAGAGCACCACAGCAAUGGAAGGCACCAAAACCAGCAGCGGACCAAGACCUGAAGAAUCACCAGUCAGCCCUCCAGAUAUCACCGCCUCUGCCUUGACCCAGAAACCAACCACCAGGCCUCUAAAUCCACGAACACAGUCCGCCCCGCUCAACACAUUACCAGCAAGCUUAGUAGCAGGCGGCGCACAGCCUCAUCAUCGAUCACAACAACCUUCCAUCUCGCACCAACCACCCACAAAAACCAACGCAUCGAAAUACGUGCGCUACUACGCUAAGCCAUCUCCCAGUGUCCAAAAUCAAGACCAACCCGCAUACAAAGCGUACCAACCACCAUCCACACCGCUCGUGCGCCCUGAGAUCCCACAUUCGCAGACCGAGCCCGUGCGCCCUCACCACGCUGUGUUGGAUUCACGGGAAGCAGGGCAGCAGACACUAUCUCGUGAGCGCUCGGACGAGUACUACAUGGUGCAUUCAGCGCAUAACCACCCCGGACACUUGCGCAAUGUGUCGAACGAUUCAACGCAGAGUCAUGAUUCGGAUGAACUGGCGCGUGAGUACCGGUUGGAGUUGCCUGAUUUUGGGGAUGUGUAUGGGAAGGAUGGGGAGUCGUAAUAGGUGGUUGAUUAGGGUGGUCGAUGUUGGGGGUUGGACAAUGUAUAUGAUUCAUUAUGAUAUGACACAAUUGUACUGCUAUAAACAGAUCACCUACUUUGAGUUUCGCCUUACUAUGAUGUGCAAUGGAUCAUGAAAAAUAUAAUCUUGUCUCUCAGAUGAUCUCUGCACAUGUGUUGAGUUGAUUGAUGUUCACUUCUAAGAUAUGUCGCUUAGACACCCGCUUUUUUGCUGCAUAUGUUACCUUAACGGCGACAUCUGAUAACGCUGCCCCUUGUAAACUGAGAGU
Dothidotthia symphoricarpi CBS 119687 is the source of this 3071-nucleotide messenger RNA. RefSeq lists its product as uncharacterized. Lineage: Eukaryota; Fungi; Ascomycota; Dothideomycetes; Pleosporales; Dothidotthiaceae. The record is from RefSeq and is a predicted model, not a curated record. Bases 278 to 2782 code for a protein of 834 amino acids. The transcript has 3 exons.